AGGGGAGGGGAGAGGAGAAAUGGCCAAUAGGAAUGGGAGCGACGACCAGCACGGCGAGGUGGAGAACGCCCCUCCCGCGGAGCCGAACGACGAAGAGGACUCUUUGCUGAUGCGAGUCAAUGCGUAUCUCGGCGAUGCCCCUCCCGUCCCCGAUCCGGCCGAAGUGGAGGACGCCGAGAGCUCGCCGGUGUGGCUGGCCGUGGAGGAGAGCAUCCGGCAGCACACGAGGCCCGCAUUGGAGGAGGCGGUGAAGCAGGCGAGGGCGGAGGCCUCGGCGCAGGCGACGCGGGAGCUGCGCAUGGAGCUCCAGGCCCUGGCACAGGAUAGCUCCGCCCGGAUGGAGCGCUUCAAGGUGGAGCUGGAUCAGGAGAGGGCCAGGGUCGCGGAGCUCAGGGAGGAGCUCGCCAUCGCCAAGGCUCAGGCCGUGGAGUCCAAGAUCAAGGCCAAGCUCAUGCUCGACUUCGCGCUCAACGAAAGGCUGUUCAUCUAAAAGCUCCCUUCUCUUUAGUUUUAGUGCCUUUAAUUUUGACCUUUAAGACUGGUCUACGUUUAAGGGGAAAGGGAAUAUGCUUUUGUA
Messenger RNA from Selaginella moellendorffii, 577 nucleotides. RefSeq lists its product as uncharacterized. NCBI's taxonomy places the organism in Eukaryota, Viridiplantae, Streptophyta, Lycopodiopsida, Selaginellales, Selaginellaceae. Bases 20 to 490 code for a protein of 156 amino acids. The record is from RefSeq and is a predicted model, not a curated record. The transcript is spliced from 2 exons.